Molecule: messenger RNA, 1861 nt
Organism: Carassius carassius (crucian carp)
Lineage: Eukaryota; Metazoa; Chordata; Actinopteri; Cypriniformes; Cyprinidae
Gene: mapk12a
Product: mitogen-activated protein kinase 12a
Exons: 12
Coding region: 140-1231 (363 amino acids)
Biological process (GO): intracellular signal transduction; protein phosphorylation
Cellular component (GO): nucleus; cytoplasm
Molecular function (GO): ATP binding; MAP kinase activity
Source: RefSeq, a predicted model, not a curated record
CACGGUAGAGAGGGAGCGGUUACGCGAGCACGCACAGGCUAUGAACGCGCACAGGUAGAUUUCUAUUAUCAGUGUUCAGGAAAACUGGAAAUCACAGUCGCGAAACUCGAAGUGGCACAUUAAAGGGGUAUUCUCCAAUAUGUCAGCCCGAUCAAGACCUGGCUAUUAUCGCCAGGAGGUGAAUAAAGCUGUUUGGGAGGUUCCGGAGAGAUACAGAGAUCUGAAACAGGUGGGGUCGGGGGCAUAUGGUACAGUAUGCUAUGCACUUGACCGGAGGACAGGGGCAAAGGUGGCCAUCAAGAAACUCCAUCGUCCCUUCCAGUCUGACCUGUUUGCCAAAAGAGCUUAUCGGGAGCUCAGGCUACUCAAACACAUGAAACAUGAUAAUGUUAUUGGACUCCUGGAUGUUUUCACUGCAGACCUUUCUCUAGACAGAUUCCAUGACUUUUACUUGGUCAUGCCUUUCAUGGGUACUGAUCUAGGAAAGUUAAUGAAAAUGGAGAGACUGUCAGAGGACAGGGUCCAGUAUCUGGUCUACCAGAUGUUGAGAGGACUUAAAUAUAUCCAUGCUGCUGGAAUCAUACACAGGGAUCUCAAACCGGGCAAUCUGGCAAUAAAUGAGGAGUGUGAGCUUAAGAUCCUGGAUUUUGGUCUAGCACGACAAGCAGACAGUGAAAUGACGGGUUAUGUUGUGACACGUUGGUACAGAGCACCUGAGGUCAUUCUUAGCUGGAUGCAUUACACUCAGACUGUGGACAUCUGGUCAGUCGGAUGCAUCAUGGCAGAGAUGCUGCUAGGGAAACCACUGUUCAAAGGAAAUGACCACCUGGAUCAGCUGAUGGAGAUCAUGAAGAUUACAGGGACGCCCACAAAAGAGUUCACGGCCAAACUACAGUCUGAAGAUGCUAGACACUACAUAGCAAAGUUACCAAAACUUAGAAAGAGAGAUCUUCGGACAUUGUUACCAAAUGUUAACCCACAAGCAAUUCAUGUGUUAGACAGCAUGCUGCUCCUGGACCCUGAAAGUAGAAUAACAGCGGCAGAGGGACUGGCUCUUCCUUUCUUCUCUGAGUUUCGUGAACCAGAGGAGGAGACUGAGGCCCCACCAUAUGAUCAUUCUCUGGAUGAGGCAGAGCAGUCAGUGGAGCAGUGGAAAAAACUCACCUUCACUGAAAUUCUGACCUUCCAUCCAGCACCAGUGGUGGCAGAAUCUAAAGAGACGGCUCUCUGAGAUUGCUUAUUUUUACAUCAUCAAGGCUUUACAUUUUAUUUGUACCAUGUCAUAUACAGACUUUGAACUAUUUUUGUGAGCAUACUGUUUAGUUUUAGUUUAUCAGCCUGUUGUGUGUUAAUGUCUGGCAUGGUUGAACAAGGCACAACUGAACUAUUGGCAGACCUGCAUCAUUCUGCAAUUUGAGUUGAAGAUUUGAGUAUAAAUCUUUGCAAGUAUGGAAUAGUAGUAUCUUUAUUUUGUAUUAGUAGUAUUUUUUAUUUUAAGCAAAGCACAUCACUUGCCAGCAUUAUUGCUGACAAAUAAUUACACUGGAGAUAAUUUCACUGAAAUGCCACAGUAUAAAUAUUUGUAUGUUUUAUAUAGUUUACAUUUAAUACGGAAAUAGAAAAAACUAUUUUCAGGUUUUGCCAAACACCACAGCCAAGUACUUAGUAUCUGCAAGAGUAUUCAUUUUAACAGUUUGAUAACCUGGCCACAGUCACAAAUACAGAGUCCAGAAAAAUAAUGUUUUUAUGCAAAGGAAAAUAAUGUACAAUAAGCAUGUUUUUAAUUGAUUACAUAAUAUUUUUCUUGUAUAUUUUUAAUUCAGGGUUAAAAAAGUAGGAUUAAAAGACAAUUGGUACUUUU